Messenger RNA from Aspergillus uvarum CBS 121591, 1598 nucleotides. RefSeq lists its product as uncharacterized. The transcript is spliced from 3 exons. Lineage: Eukaryota; Fungi; Ascomycota; Eurotiomycetes; Eurotiales; Aspergillaceae. The coding region runs from base 450 to 1598 and encodes 382 amino acids. The record is from RefSeq and is a predicted model, not a curated record.
AGUGCAGCUCUAGGUGGUCGGGUGGUGCAUUGCAACAAAAGCCCUUUUGACAAAGACCACUGUGUACGCACUGGUGUGGCUUUUUUCGCAGUCCCUGCAAGGCACAUCCACAUCCAACCUGAAAUCAUUCACUUGCCAACCCUAACUCCACCAUCUCUGAAGCACAUCCAUCCAACCAUGGUACAGCUUCAUAGUGAUAUCAAUCUCUUAUGUUGUUGGAUUGCAUUAAUUCCCUUUCCUCGUACUCUUUAUCUUCGUGCCACAUGUCUCAUGUGGGGAUCCAAAGAUCCCCCAGCUCAGCACAUUCACCACACACGUUGGCAUAACAAAGAUAGAUUGAGAUGAAAAGUCCUUCUCCCUGAUCACGAUGUCUCUGAAUCUCUUCCGUAACAAACCACCAACUCUCCAGAAACACCCCCGAACUCUUUUCCUUGAAGGCCAUAUCCACCAUGCUGCGAGAAUUCCGCGCAUUGAGUCUGCUGAUACUCAUCUUCGGUGCCGUUAAUGUCAUCGCUGUCGGCCUCUUUACGAUCAGUCUUUUGAACCGUCCACGCAACAAAACCCAUCAACCCACAGAAUGCCGCGUCCUCAUCCAGGGCCAUCGCUUCCGAGCCCGCAAGAACGGCCUCUCGCCUCACCGCGCGCGAAUCCGGCCAAACGCCCGACUAGCCUUCGUCUUUGGAAUUGAAAACGUCUUUACCACCCCAGACGAAGAGUACGCGACUCAUUUUGUCAGAAACGCAAGGCAUUUGAUCAACCUCAAAGCUCAAGACUGGGAACGACUGGCCAAAACGCUCCAAUCCACAGCUAACGAGCUCAUCAGCACAGCGGACCGCCUCCACCUCGCAAGCGUAGUCCAGUCCCUCUCACUCCGGAUCAUCCUGAUCACACUGCUGAAAGCAGAGCUAGACACCCUCCCCGGCGCCGACAAGCACAUGAACGACGUCGAUCUCAUCGAAUUCGCCCACAACCCCGACCUCCAAGCCUGCCUCUCCGCCCUCUUCCCCACCUUUGCAAGGACCAACCCCCGUGAUAAUCCACUAUGCUGGAUUCUCCCCGGCUUCGAGACAAGCUGGCGCAUCAUCCUGCGCAUGGUCCUGGAACUCCUGCUCAACACGGGCCAGACUCAUCUCGACUGGACGGCCACGAUGAUCGCUUUCGCAGAAAACCCCACGAAGACACAGUUCGAAGCCCGGGGAGCAGACGGCGUCUCCGCCAAGGAUCUAGUGGCGGAGGGGCUGCGGCUGUACCCCCCGACCAAGCGGAUCUACCGCGCGUUCGAAUGGGAGGAGAACGGUGCGAGAAACUCGGAUACCUUCGCCGCGGACGUGGAGGCUUGUCAUCUUGCGGGUGGAAAGCAGGCGUACUUGCCUUUUGGCGGUGCGCCGUUUGAGUGUCCCGCUAAGGCGGUCUUUGGGCCUAGGAUCAUUGCGCUGUUUGUUGGGGUUUUGGUGGACGUUGUGCAGGUGGGUAACGGUUGGAGGGUGGUUGAUAAGGAUGGAAACGCGGUAAAUGAUGUGUUCUGUGGGGAGAGGUUGAAGUAUGAUCGUGGCUCGUAUGAGGAGUUGUUUCUCGUUAGGGCGGCGGGUGGUGCCUAG